Molecule: messenger RNA, 964 nt
Organism: Teleopsis dalmanni
Lineage: Eukaryota; Metazoa; Arthropoda; Insecta; Diptera; Diopsidae
Product: protein rogdi-like
Exons: 6
Coding region: 228-932 (234 amino acids)
Cellular component (GO): RAVE complex
Source: RefSeq, a predicted model, not a curated record
AAGUAUGCAGCAUUUAUUGAUAAACUAAUUAAAUUAUAAUUAACUUCAAAAACACAAAAACAAUUUCAAGAAAAUGAGUACAAGAGAUUGGAUCUCGGUGCAAAAAAGACUAAACAAAUUAAACAAAAUGUGCAAUAACAACGAUAAGACUAAAGUAAACAAAAGCAAAUAUAAACAAAUUACUAUAGAAAAAAUGCUACAGCAAACAAAUUGAAUUUGAAUGGGUAAUGCGGGAUGAAGUGCAUUCGAUACUUAAAAAUCUACGUGAAAUAUUAGUGGAAUGUGCAAAGCGUUUUCCAGUUCCAUUGUAUGAGAAUGAAGGCAAACGUACUGAAAAGUUUGUGCUCUCAACACCACAGGAUCAGCUCAAAUGCUCUGUUACCUUAACCGGUGACAGCAUAACGCAGGCGGAUAUAAGUUUCAAAUUGAAACGAGCUUCAAGUCAAGUACAACGUACUUCUAUUUGUCCAGAUCAACCGUGGAAAUUGCAACAAGUCCAAGACGCUGCAAAUCACCUACAGCAAGCUAUCAAUCAUAUUGAUAACGUGGACGAAAACUAUAUCUUUAAAUCAUGCGAAGAAGUUCUGCAAAUUGUAAGUGAACUAAUAGGUGCUUUACAACGAGGUCGUACUAGUUUAAUAAUACCAAAGAAAAAAGCAAUCGACGAGCUUAUGAAAGGACGUAAUAUGAAAUCUCUUACGCCCAACUUACCAGAGGAUAUAGCAAUAUCAUUUUUUUUACAAUGUCAUAAAUUAAUUAUAGCUGUCUAUCAAUUGCUCAAUGUACAGGGAACAAUGAAAAUGGAAGCUACACAAGCCGAAUGCUCAGUAGGUUGGUUAAAUGAAGUUUUGGUGCUAUUCACCGUUGGACUAACAUUGUGUCAACAACUCAAGGAUAAAAUAAAUGCAUUUAAAAUUGAUAAGCCAAGUUAGUAAUAAGGUUGUAUAUAUAUUAUAUACAUAGA